Lentinula edodes (shiitake mushroom) is the source of this 1373-nucleotide messenger RNA. RefSeq lists its product as uncharacterized. Lineage: Eukaryota; Fungi; Basidiomycota; Agaricomycetes; Agaricales; Omphalotaceae. Bases 90 to 1268 code for a protein of 392 amino acids. The record is from RefSeq and is a predicted model, not a curated record. The transcript has 3 exons.
ACGGAAAUCUUGAACUGCCCCCGUCGGAAUGAUCGACCCCAUUCUCAAAUCUUUAAAUAAAGCUGAGUUUCUCGAAGAACGCCUUCACCAUGGCAGCGUCUUCACAUGCAGAAAACCAACUUUGCUCCCAAAUUUCGCAGGACGCUGAUAUCUUGAUCCAAACUUAUCUCCCGUCCCUUUCCAACGGGCCUUCAAAACAAGAAAUUUCCCUUCCUUUCGCUAUUCCCCAAAUCAGUUUCGACGAUCGUCAAGAGUCGAGUUUUGCCAGGGGUCAUUGCCCGGAAUUAAGUGAAUUUGGGUUCACCCAGCAGGUCAUGUUGAGCAUUGCCGAUGGCCUCAAUCUCGCUAUGGCUGCGAGCCCACCAAUACGAAUUGUUGGAGCAUCUGGUCCGGUUGUCGGCUACCUGCCAUAUCAUUGGGCGAAAUUGCCGAGCACCUCUAUUCAUGUCGAUCCCCAUACCGGACAUCGCUGUCUAGCGCGCUCACUCACGGACCACUACCUCCGCACAGCGAACAUCAACAUAUUUAAACCCCGGAAACUCGUAGCGCGCAUAUGUACCACCUCCGCCCUGCUCAUCCUCACCACCAAAGCCGAAAAACCAGACGACACAAUGAAGAAAGUCGGCCGAGGAGCUCUGGCUGUUGCACGCCAUAUGCCUAUCACGGGUCUCAUCGUGCGGCAAGUAUCGAAAUCGAAAACGAACGAGAAUAAGAAACAGAAAGACGAAGAUAUGUAUCAACCGAUUGAACGAAGGAGGUUGAGUUUGAUUGAAGGACGGGCGUUGCCGCUUUCGACUGGUGGGUCACCGCCACAUGCGACGCAUGGUGUGAUGCAGACGAUGGCGAGGUACGGUGUUCACCUUGGUGGGACGCGCGCGGAGAAAAAGGAAUUUGAGCGAAGGAGGGCGAUGGAGGUGUUUGAGGAGGCGGGGGUGACGGCUGAAGGGGUUAAUAAUAAUAAUUACCACGUUGAUUAUUCCAUGGGGAAGGGCGCGAGAGCGAUUGAGCGUGCGGAGAGGCGUAGGAGGGGAAUUGGUGGACAGGGAAGACAGGUAAAGCUGGAGAUUCCAACUGGAGGUGAAGGGGAUUUGUUGAGAACCUGGGCGACGGAUAAGUCGUUGUGGUUUGUGAUUAUGCCGGUGGAGAAAGACAUGGAAAUUGAGGAUAUCAUCUUGGCGGAGAGUGCGGCGAAUGAGGAGAACGUGGAUCACAAAGUUUGGAUGGGGGAAAUGAUUUUCGAGUCGGAGGAGAUGCUCGAUGGGAAUUGAACUCGAAGUUGCAACGUUGAAGCUCUAGUACAUAGUAUGUAUAUUUUCAUUUGAUAGCUUUUCAGAACUACUUUUUGAUUAUGGAUAAUAUAUAUCGUGUGUAUA